GUUCGGCGGUGCAAGUAACGCGACUGCAAACCAGCGUCACAGAGUGGAAAGAUUUCUUUGGCAAUUGUGAUUCCAAAAGGAAUAAAUGGGCAAAUGCCAACGGAAGUGAAAACUGUCUCCGAAUGACCGCAUAGUUGGACUAUAGUUCUUGUGAAAAUGAAAGUUAAACGUACGAUUACGAUGCUUCUUAUUUCGUUGUUGGCCAUUCUACACAGCCACAGCUGCAGCGGUGGAACGCAAACGUCGGAGCAGCUUGGACAGCAGCCGCUUAUACAAUUGAGUCACGAUGACUCAGACGAUGAUUAUCUGGAUACCAAAGACGAGAUCCAUUUGGAAGACUUCUUUUGGACCGGCUCGGGGGGGCCCCCCGACUAUCUCAAGAAGGUCCACACGGGUAUUAGUAGGGGCAAGGAUGUGAUCGUUAAGACAGAAACUGUGGUGGCCACCGUUUAUGUGGAUGGUAACAAUGAAAUCGAUAUUCCCAUUUGCCUGGAUUGCAGGCCUGAUGAUGGGGGCGGUACUUGGGAGAUGGGCGCUCCUGGAAUGCCCCCACUAAACUACUCGGCGACAGAUCGUCGCUAUUGGUUACUGACGGUCAUGUCGGGCUUCUAUACGUCCAAGGAUAACCCCAUUCUUGAGGAGAAGCUGGCGCGUCUAUAUCGUCUGGCUUUUACCAGGCAACAAACACGACAUCUGGGAAUAAAUGGGGCUCAGCAAAUCGAAGGCGUUAUAGUACAAGCUCCCCGAGAGCGUCGCAAAUCAUCUCCCCUGGCAACAUCGACAACAAAACCCCAACCCACGACGUAUUCGCCCGCCGAUGAUGUGGAAAUAUUGGACAUGGGAGCUGAUGAUGAGCCCUACAUUAAAACAGUAAGGGCGCUGGGCGAAAGGAGUGAAUGGUCAAGUGAUUCGGACGAGGAAACGGGCGAGCGGGCCAGCACAGCUUCGGCCACGCCAAUAACCAGUACCGAGUCCAUAGACUACAGCGCCUUCGUUACACUGAUACCCUGGGAGCUUAUACAGCAGAACGGAAAGUCGGAGAAGUUGCAGGAAAUGAAGAUGGAACAACAACAACAACAGCAGCAAAGCCCACAACCAUCUGUACCGCUCUAUAGGGACGGGCGUGUGAGGGUUGUCAUACACAACCUCACACAAAUUAGCGAGGCGGAUGUGCAGAACUGGAGCACCAAUACCAAUACCAAUACCAAUGGGGAUGCCUUGGAAAACAUAAACUUUGUCAAUCUCAAGUUCAGCGAUCGUCCUAUAGCCAAUCAGACGGAGCUUAUUUAUACGGUUCUGGUGAAUGGACGGCCGGUGCUGGCUACGACAGCCGCCAAAGACAUGGAACUGGUUAGCGAGGCCGAGGCGGUCAGCACUUUCGGGCAGGCUAUAUACAUGAAAUCAGAACCCUACAUCAGGGAGCCCACGGCUACAGCAUUGGCGCCUGUUCCGCGCAGUGGCCAGGCGGGCUUCUUCAAUUCGGUCAAGAAUAAUGUGGCCUUGGUGGUGAUCAGUUCCCUGGCCAUCCUCCUGCUGAUGCUUCUGCUGUUGGCUGUUCUGCUGCUGGGCCGUACACGUGCCCGACAAAGGGAACUUAGUGCAGUUAACAGAAACUUUUCUCGCAAUGAGUUGCUUUCGGAAGGCCAAUCUAUGCGGCCUUCGACCACUGAGGCAAUCGACGGUGACCGAGAUGUCGGGGUGCAGAACUUUUCCUACGAGAGAGAGCCACGCAUUAGCUUCCCAGCACCACCAGUGGACCGGACGCAAUCGCAAUCGCAAUCACGCUCCCGACAGGACUCCAUCUCUUCGACAGACAACACCUCCGACUCGUCGGUGUACUGCCCCAUCAACCCUCCGAGUGCCGAUGUGCAACGAAUACUGGAUGAGAAGGCGGCUCGACUUUUCGACGGCCACAAGAGGCGGCACCAGUAUGACCGCGCCGAAGGGCACGAGGAUACCGUCUACACUUCGGUAGUCUCCGAGAAGAAAGGCGACAAGUCCAGGCACAAGUCGAGGCGUCGAUAUUUAAAUGAGAACCGCGUCGGCUCCCUUGAGACCAGUCCUGUUCAGGGCUCUCUGGCCGGACACUCCUCGGCCGAGGAGGGCAGCCACGGCUCCCCGGAUGCUCUCCGGCGUAGCUAUGAAAACUUUCAGCGGAACGAGGCAUACAAUCUGCACAACAACUACCACCGCAAUAAGCUGCUGAAGCAGCAAUCGGCAGGGGAAAAGAAGUUCGCUGCUUCCCCAGAAGCCAUAAACAACGAGAUUAUUCGCACCUUGCAGCCCUCUGACAAAUCAUCCGACACCGCCAGCGUAGGAUCAUUUCUCUCAAUGGCUUCCGUGCGGGCCUUCCCGAAGAGCACUUUGCCGGAACCCCUGAACCGUGUCCUGGAUCCCGUUUUCGUCACGUACUACGACAAUGUGAAUGCAGUUGCCCCGAAGACAGGGGCACCGCACAGCUCCACGAGAUCCCUAAAGUCACAGAAAUCUGUGGGCAGUAAGGACCACAGCACCAUAGCCGCCAUAGCCAGCUUUCCCAGUCCCAAGGCGCCGCCGAAUUCUGUUCGCAAUGUGCGCUCGGCUGCGGCUGCGGCUGCGCACAGCGAUAAUCCAGAUCCAGGUGUGGUUGGUCCCGUCGUCUGGGAGCGACACAAGAAACGUUUAGCGGCCGCCGAAAGUCAGGAGGCUCUGGCCUAUGCAGACUAUAACACAAGUCCAUUUCACAAUCCCUCGGCUAUACGCAACCAUUACGAGGGCUUACUCGAGGGCGCCUUGCAAAUGUAUGCCAGCCAGGAUGAUAUUCCCAUGCCCUUGCCCACACACAAUUUCACAAAUAGUAGACGCGCCACCAAUCGUGAGCAUCGAGGCUCCUCCGCAGGAUUGCCCAGCUUUUAUCCAACAGCCAGCACCAGAGCGGCAGCCGAUCGGCCAGCGACGGCCCAGCCGGAGAAGACCGCAAAGUUGACGUCGACGCAGCCACCCUCUCCCACCCAUAGUGCGUGGGGCGGGGGCAGCAUGUAUAGCUCCCAUUCAACGCUGAAUCGUCCUUUGAGUGCAGGUCACUAUCACAGAGCAGAGGACACGUCGGAGGUACCAAAGCAGGCAGCCGCAACCACUGCCUCAGCCUCAGCCUCUGCAGCGCCUCUAAUCGAGGCCAUACAAACUGAAUUGCGAAAGUUUAAGCAGCAGUACGAUUAGGAAGCAUCUUCUGACGGCAUACAGAGCAUUCGUAUAUUUAAUGUAUCACAAAAUAACCGUAACGAACAUUUUGCAACUAAUUUAGAAUAAACUUUUCUCAAACUUGCUUGCAUUCC
Drosophila obscura is the source of this 3314-nucleotide messenger RNA. RefSeq lists its product as uncharacterized. NCBI's taxonomy places the organism in Eukaryota, Metazoa, Arthropoda, Insecta, Diptera, Drosophilidae. The record is from RefSeq and is a predicted model, not a curated record.